GCGACCGAGCGCCGUAACGAUGAUGUGUAUAUAUAUGGCAACUAAUUUUCGCGAGUCACCGUUAGUAGUAACUUGUUUACAAAGCAGUGCUACCAUGUCCCGAAUCUUCAUCUUUUUAGUCGCCAUUGCGGCAGUACUCUUCGUUAGCACGCAUGGCCAAAACGAACAAUGCGGUACGAACGAGCACUUCAGUGGUUGUGGAUCGGUUUGCGAACCCACUUGCGAACGACCUAACCCGCAGUUCUGCCCUGAUUAUUGCAGAGCGGGUUGUCGAUGUGAUGACGGAUACUUGAGGAAUACUACAGGAAGUUGCAGGAAAUACAAGUUCGAAUACCAAUGUGAAAAAUCGUUACGGGUCGACGGGCAACAUAACGAUGGCGUCUAUAUAAAAGGCAACUGGUUUCCGCGUUUAGUAUCAGUCGCAUUUUGUUUACAAAGCAGUGCUACCAUGUCCCGAAUCUUCAUCUUUUUAGUUGCCAUUGUGGCAGUGCUCUUCGUUAACAUGAUAGCUGCGUCUCAACCAAAUGAAACGCGCCCGAACUCUAUGCAACAGCGUGGUCGAGUAUGCGACGAGAACGACCAGUCUUGCAUAGGAAGUGCUGGUAUUUCAAUGGGCUGUGCGUGUUUAGAACCGUCAUCUGAGGCUGACCCAAAUAACCCGUGCCCGAAUUGUGAGGAACGGCGUGGUAGAGGAUGCGGCAAGAACGAGAUGUGGUUGAUGGAUCCUUCUUGUGCAUCGGGGUGUGACCCCAAUUGCUAUAAACAUGUCCCGCAGUACUGCCCUAUGUAUUGCAAAGUGGGUUGUCAAUGUAGAUACGGAUACGUGAGGAACAGUUUAGGAGAGUGCGUAUCUCCCCAGGAAUGUUAAGACCAGUGGAUCCUAUGUACCUUUCGUUUAUUAUCUACGAUGCCAAAUCUCUACUCCCGCUUGAAUUAUCGUUUCAAAUGUAAUGUACCAACGUGCGAAUAAAUAGCUGUUCAAUUGAAA
This is a messenger RNA of Nomia melanderi (Alkali bee), 988 nucleotides long. The record is from RefSeq and is a predicted model, not a curated record. Lineage: Eukaryota; Metazoa; Arthropoda; Insecta; Hymenoptera; Halictidae.